Messenger RNA from Eurytemora carolleeae, 892 nucleotides. RefSeq lists its product as uncharacterized. Gene Ontology annotation, molecular function: chitin binding. The coding region runs from base 50 to 760 and encodes 236 amino acids. Gene Ontology annotation, cellular component: extracellular region. The transcript is spliced from 2 exons. Lineage: Eukaryota; Metazoa; Arthropoda; Copepoda; Calanoida; Temoridae. The record is from RefSeq and is a predicted model, not a curated record.
UCGGUAUAAAGGUCCGACCGCGCGGGAAUCUUCUCAAUUGAGUUUAACCAUGCAUUCCAGCACCAUCUAUUCAGCAAUCCUUCUUGGUUUGAGCUUAACAACUACUGUUGAAGCCCAGAGACGAGGUGGAAGGCGUCCCCAGACUCCAAGGAGAGGUAGACAGGAAGGUGCUGCUGCAGGCUAUGCUGCCCCUAGUGAUGUACCAGUAUAUGGAGCUGCUAGUGAUGCUGUCCCUGUCUAUGAUGCUGCAGCUGGAGAUGAUGCUCUCUCUGCCCUAACCAGUAAUAUCCCCGGUGUACCUGGAGAAGAUUACCCAAUCUACGCUGAAGUUCCUGAGACCAGUUUCACCUGUGAUGGUCAAGUUGACGGUGGUUAUUAUGCUGACCCUGAAGCUGAAUGUCAGGCUUUCCAUAUUUGCACUGCUGACGGCCAAGGUGGACUUGCCAAGUACAGUUUCCUCUGCCCCAACGGAACAAUUCUCAACCAGAACUACUUCAUCUGUGAUUGGUGGUUUAACUUCGACUGCUCCGAAGCUGAAGCUCUUGCUGCUGAAAAGAAUGCUGAACUUGCUGCUGCUAGAGAGGAAGCAUCUGCUUCUUCAGAUCAAGCUGCUUAUUCCUCACCUCUUGAUGAUGCUUACACUGCCGGAGCUGCUGGAGGGCUUGCAGCUUAUGAAGCUGCUGAAAGAGCAGCCAGAAAGCUUGGAUCCGGAAGGAACAACCGAAGACAAGGAGGAAACAGGUCCGGAAACCGCGGUUAAUUCUGCUGCCGGUGAAACUGAAGAAGAAUACCUGCUGAACCCUAUUAUGGUCUAGUCAUUCAACAUUAUUAUUUAUCUAUUUAUUAUUCCAUUUAUAUUAAACCCCGUAAAUAAAAUAUUGCCCACAUUCAA